GUUGCCUCAGCAGUUUCAACUGAGCAUUUUUCUGGAUCAGCAAUCGAGAAAUGCACGCGCCGUGGUGGCGGAAGAUGACAAGCAGGAGUUGUGGGAGGUGGAAGACUUGAUCGAGAGCUGUUCGAAGAUCGCUCGGCAGCUGGCGGAAGAG
Messenger RNA from Cladocopium goreaui, 151 nucleotides. Lineage: Eukaryota; Dinophyceae; Suessiales; Symbiodiniaceae. The record is from the annotation of a GenBank genome assembly.